Messenger RNA from Hyla sarda, 5705 nucleotides. RefSeq names its product cyclin dependent kinase 17 (gene CDK17). Gene Ontology annotation, molecular function: ATP binding; protein kinase activity. Bases 567 to 2138 code for a protein of 523 amino acids. The transcript has 18 exons. Gene Ontology annotation, cellular component: nucleus; cytoplasm. Lineage: Eukaryota; Metazoa; Chordata; Amphibia; Anura; Hylidae. Gene Ontology annotation, biological process: protein phosphorylation. The record is from RefSeq and is a predicted model, not a curated record.
AAGCCGUGUAGCAGUUUGAAGAGACUGUAGCGUGACCCGACACAGCAGAGAUUGUAGGGUAAUGGACAUUACCUGCAAUACGAGUCUACAUACACGAGGGGGCGCUCGGAUGCUACAAGCAGCGCCUCCUCCUCCUCACUCGGUUACCAGGCCGGGGGCGGAGCCGCUGUUGCUGCGUUCAAAAAAAGAAAAAAAGCGAGCUGUAGCAAGAUCGUGUCCGGGUAGUGUAAUCCGCCGGAUACGUCAGCCUUGUCGGCCAGGGAACCAGAGGGGCGUCAGUUGCGGCUCUUCCGUCCGUGCAGCUGGACUAUUUGCUAUAGUUAGGAAGGUGUAGUCCCCCGGUACCGGUAUAGCAGUGCCCCUCGGAAGCCAUGUUGUGUGUGGAGCCCGGUGAAGUGCUGGGGUCAUGACUCCAUACUGCCUGCAACCAUAGUGGACGCCGAGCAGAUCAGCGCAGGAAGACCCCCCGCGUAUACGGCUGGAUCCGGCCUUCAGUGGGCGCCACAUCUGUGAGAGAGACAGCGAGAGCGGCUUUGUUGAGCACUGCUCCUUUUUUAAACAGAACCAUGAAAAAGUUUAAGAGACGACUUUCUUUAACUCUGCGAGGCAGCCAGACAAUAGAUGAAUCUUUAUCUGAACUGGCAGAGCAAAUGACAAUAGAGGAGAACAGCAGCAAGGACAACGAACCUAUUGUGAAGAAUGGCAGGCCUCCAACGUCUCAUAGUAUGCACUCCUUCCUCCAUCAAUACACAGGAUCCUUCAAGAAGCCACCAUUGAGAAGACCACACAGUGUUAUUGGUGGAAGUCUUGGUUCAUUCAUGGCAAUGCCCAGAAAUGGAAGCAGACUAGACAUUGUCCAUGAAAAUCUAAAAAUGGGAUCAGAUGGUGAAAGCGACCAAGCAUCUGGAACAUCAUCUGAUGAGGUCCAGUCCCCCACAGGUGUCUGCCUCAGGAACAGAAUACACAGGAGAAUAUCAAUGGAGGACUUAAAUAAGCGUCUCUCACUUCCAGCUGACAUCAGGAUACCUGACGGAUACUUAGAGAGACUGCAGAUUAACAGCCCACCAUUCGAUCAACCAAUGAGCAGGCGAUCACGUAGAGCAUCACUGUCAGAAAUUGGGUUUGGGAAGAUGGAAACAUACGUCAAGUUAGAGAAGCUUGGAGAGGGUACUUAUGCCACAGUAUUUAAAGGAAGAAGUAAGUUAACUGAAAACCUUGUAGCCCUGAAAGAAAUCCGAUUGGAACAUGAGGAAGGUGCUCCAUGCACGGCCAUAAGAGAAGUCUCCUUAUUGAAGGACCUGAAGCAUGCAAAUAUUGUCACCUUACAUGACAUUGUUCAUACGGACAAAUCUUUAACGCUGGUCUUUGAAUACCUGGACAAAGACUUGAAGCAAUAUAUGGAUGACUGCGGGAACAUUAUGAGCAUACACAAUGUAAAGAUAUUCUUAUAUCAGAUUUUAAGAGGCUUAGCAUAUUGUCACAAAAGGAAAGUUCUUCAUCGGGACUUGAAGCCACAGAAUCUCCUCAUCAAUGAGAAAGGGGAGCUGAAGUUGGCUGACUUUGGUUUGGCAAGAGCAAAGUCAGUUCCAACAAAAACGUAUUCAAAUGAGGUGGUUACGUUAUGGUACAGGCCUCCUGAUGUCCUCCUUGGGUCUUCUGAAUACUCAACACAAAUUGACAUGUGGGGUGUCGGCUGUAUAUUUUUUGAAAUGGCUUCAGGAAGACCGCUUUUUCCAGGUUCCACAGUAGAAGAUGAGCUUCACCUAAUUUUCAGACUUCUAGGCACUCCAACUGAAGAAACAUGGUCGGGAGUUUCAUCUAAUGAUGAGUUUCGGAACUACAACUUUCCCAAAUACAAGCCUCAACCUCUAAUCAAUCAUGCUCCAAGGUUAGACUCAGAAGGAAUUGAGCUGUUAACCAGGUUUCUUCAGUACGAGUCUAAGAAGAGGAUUUCAGCAGAAGACGCUAUGAAACAUGCUUACUUCAGAAGUUUGGGAACUAAAAUAUUUGGCUUACAAGAAAAUAUAUCAAUAUUCAGUCUUAAAGAUAUCCAGCUGCAGAAGGAUCCUGGUUUUCGGAAUUCCUCAUAUCCAGAAGCAGGACAUGGCAAGAACAGAAGACAGAGCAUGCUCUUUUAAGAGAUUUUUCCUAUCGGUUUCACAUGAAGAUCAGAAGCUUUGGUGGCAACUCUUACUUCUGGUGAACUAUGGACUGUUUGUCAACACUGACCUACUGACGGUGGAGUCAUUUUAUUUUGGGCCUACAGUUUUUUUCUUUUUUUUUUCCCCCCUCCUUUCUUCUCUUUUUAAUAUAUAUAUAAAUAUAUAUAUAUAUUUGUUGUCACAGUGUGACGAAGCUUGUACAGUCGGUUUUGAGGUCUCCUCUGCUGUUAGAGCCAGUAGGUUACAGCUGUCAAUGUGACUGUAGCUGCAAUUCUGGUGCAGGACUGAGACACAAUGCGUCGUUAUUUAUUGCCGAAUCAUUGCUGCUAAAUGACUACUGUCUGAAUAUUUCCCACAACCAACAGUUGAUGCCUGAAGAUGUUGCAGUGGCUUGAUAAUCUGUGAAUGCAUCAUUGUUCUUUUUUUUUUCACCCCCAAUUUUUUUUCUCUCUUUUGUUUUAGUUUAUUUUUAUUAAAUUGUCUUGUUUCCAUUAAUGCUAUUUUGCUUUGCUUGGCCUUGAACCUAGUGGACCAGAUUUGGUGUUUCUGCUGACCAUCAUAGUUUCUUCCAAAUACAGCAACACAAUAUUUUGUAAGUACACAACUAAGAUUGGAGAUCAAUAUUUUCCUAAGGUAUAAGAAGCUAGUGGGGUCACCAGCAAAUUACAUUGAGCUUAUGAUGAUGGAAAAUUACUUUCUUGUAAUAAUGAAAUAAUUUGUAUCCCUAAAGUACCACAAUGUGCCUCUAGCACGAUUAGAAAAGAGAAAAAUAGGUUUUGUAUGGCAAUUUUAUUAAGAAAAGUCAGAUGUCUGAAUUCGAUAAUGUAUCUCUUUGUGAAAUGGGGAGUAGGAAGGACUGGAGACACAUUGGUCCAGAUUUAUCAGUAUGUCUGAGACAAAAAUCUGAUAUUUUUGUCACAGAGAGCAGUCAAUCACAGUGCAGCUUUCCUUUCCCAAAAUGGUUUGUGUUUCGUUGCUAUCUGUUAAAGACAAAAAUCUGACACGUUUGUCUCGCAAACAGGUUAAUACAUUUGGGCCAUUGUCUCUCCAUAAAAAGUACCUGUCACCAAAUAAACUGUUCUAAAUUAACUCAGGUUAUGUUCCCUAACUACUCCGAACACCCCUCCUGCCCUUAAAAAAAUUUCAGAGCUUUAAAAAGCUGUGUAUCGUACCUUUAUUCUUGCUCACAUAGUGCAAUUUCCCAGCAGGAGAAAGUGGGCGUUUCCCAGCAGGCAUGACAUCACUGAAGCCUGCUGGGGGGGCACAUGGUUGCAGUGCUUUUAUGAAUAGAAGACCUCAAGCUCUGUGCAUGUUUCAGUCUGUGCAGUAUUCAGUAAGGUUCUCCUUCAGCUGUCAGUCUGUGCAGCUUUCUUUUAGAAUCUGUGGAGCUUUCACUUUCUGUGCAGCUGUUAGUCAUGCUCAGUGCAGCCAGAAGCACUUCCCGAGUUUGGACUCUUGCCAGGUCGGGAGGAUACCAAACUCACUGUAUCAAUUGUGGCAGGGAACAGAACAUCGCCACCUAGUGGCCCUUUUUUUAUUUCUGUUCAUAAUUUUAAAAGCAAGUGAAUGGGAAAGUGUCUGCUAAUAACACAAGAUACACUAUAUUAAAAGUUGUAUUUGGUGACAGGUACUCUUUUUAAAGCACAUGUCCCAAGUUACAGGGCUGUGUGAUCUUCAUCUUCAGUGCGGGGAGACACAUGGUACUCUGGGUAGUACAGAUUCCAAGGCAGCCAUACUAGGCUCAGCACAAGUUCCGUGCACAAGCUCUUUUUUGAUGAGAAUGGGACUCGUGCACAGAACUUCACCUCGGCAACCUCACUGCCCAGCAUGUACUGCAUCUCCCCACACUAGAGAUGAACAUUGCACGGCCUUGGUACUGGUGCUUCAAACAAUAUCAUAUGACCUAAAACAGGAUGGGUUAUUUAGUGCCCCCUCACUGAGUUUUUUUUGUCUCUUGGCUUUUUUACAUUGUGUUGAAUUUGUUUUACAUGUAGCAGUGCUGAAUUUGUUGUAUAAAAAUAUAUUUUUUAGGUGGUAAUAUGGCAUAUUUCCUGAAUUAAACUGAUCCCUAAAAUGAAGGGACAGUAUCUUGGCAGUCAGUGGGUAGGCAACUGCAACAUGUCUCUGGGUCAGUUGUCAGUGACACUCUGCAGGGAAACUCAGUGAAGGACUUUCUGCACUUAAUAUUUCAGCUACAGCCCCUUCAAUGUGGGUUGGACCUUAAUCGGUGAGUGAUGGCAUGUCCUUGCAGCUCUAAAGCUGGCCAGACACAUAAGAUAGCUGUUGGCCAACACAAACUCAUUUAGCCAAAAGCUAUCUCCUCCAAACCCCAUACACAUGUUCCGAAUGGGCAGAGGGGGGAAGACCAUUCCAGGCUCCUCUGGCGGCAGCUUGUAUCCUAAAAAAUAAAAAUCAAACAUGCACAAUUUUUAUCUGUGCUGAAAAAUGCUGUUGGGGGAUAGUUAUGAGGACACCAUACAAAUUUGAUGCACAGCUCAUCCCACUGAAAUCAUCAUGUUUGUUUGACACAUAUCUAACAUAAAUAUAGUCAACUGUACUGUAAUAGGGAACCCCUUUUAACUUUUAGACUGCAUUUUGAUUAUUCUACAAGUGAGAAUCAUGCAGUAGGAUAAGACCUAAUACCACCCCUAUAAUAUAUCUGUAUAUUAUGGACAUAUACACUGUAUAUUAAUAGCAAAAACAUGACACUCAUCAAAGUACUUGAAUAAAAGGUAUACAUCAUUUUUAAUUAUACAAAUGUAAAAAUAGAUGUUGGUUUCAGAUGUUUGGGAAGCCCCACUGACAUGAUAUUUCAUAAGAGUUUUAUAAGAAUGCUUAAUGUGUUCUAGUGUCACAAGCCAUCUAACUUUAGAAAACAGAAACACAGAAUACAGUAGUUAAGGAAACUUUUAGUCUUUGCACGUGGUGCCGGAGUCACCAUAACACAUUUGAACAUUUUUAACCAUAAAACGAAUUUACAGAUGAUACAAGAAAUAUUUAUUAUUAAGAAAAUAUUGUAGCCAAAGCAGUUAGUGCAGCUAGAUAAGUAUCAAAAAAUUCUCACAUUCACAUAUUGACAACUGGUUGGGAUUACUAAAAGUCUAUCACAAGCCACAGGCAUCUUUAAAUAGUAAAAUUAUGUAUAGAACUAAAUGGUACUGUAAAACAUAUGUCCCAGACCAUCAUGGUGCCCUACAGUAUUUUAGUACAGGACAUAUGCUUGUGAUUCAUAUAUGCAUAAUAAAUGUUACACUAUUUCUAGAGAAUGGUUAAAACAAUAUUUUAAAACCCAUCUAACACAACUUAAUCUCUAAAAUACCAGACCACAAAAUACCAGACCAAGAAAGGAGGAUAAGUUAUAAAGUUUUACUACUGGGAAAGCUAGAUAAUUUUGGAGAAGAAAUGAACAUGAUGGCCCCUUAAAGCGAUGAUUGUGGGAGGUCAAUGAAGUCACAUGCUACCAUGUUUUCUUGCUAUCUGUUUGGAUUUAAAAAUGUGUUCUAUUAAAGGGGUAGUCCAGUGGUGAAAAACUUAUCCCCUAUC